AUGGCGGAGCUGACUUUGGAGGACGUUAUCCAGGAUUCGGUAGAGGCUAUUUCAGCCGAGGUUGGAGGGGUGACCGGUACCCCGAUAGGGGAAGGAUUCGGCUCUGGUGGAAGUGAACUGGGAGGAGGAACCGGACUCGGAGGAGGAUCUGGAUACCAAAGCUAUGGUGGCAGUGGCGGCUCCUCAGGAGGCAGUUCUUUGGGAUUCGGAGGCGCUUCAUCCAGAAUGGGAGGCGGUUCAUCCGGAUCCGGAGGCGGUUCUUCCGGAAUGGGAGGCGGUUCUUCCGGAAUGGGAGGCGGUUCUUCCGGAAUGGGAGGCGGUUCAUCUGGAAUGGGAGGCGGUUCUUCCGGAUUCGGAGGCGGAUCCGGAAUGGGAGGCGGUUCAUCCGGAUUCGGAGGCGAUUCAUCCGGAAUGGGAGGUGGUUCUUCCGGAUUCGGAGGCGGUUCUUCCGGAAUGGGAGGCGGUUCUUCCGGAUUCGGAGGCGGAUCCGGAAUGGGAGGCGGUUCAUCUGGAAUGGGAGGCGGUUCUUCCGGAUUCGGAGGCGGAUCCGGAAUGGGAGGCGGUUCAUCCGGAUUCGGAGGCGGUUCAUACGGAAUGGGAGGCGGUUCAUCCGGAUUCGAGGGCGGUUCUUUCGGAAUGGGAGGCGGUUCUUCCGGAUUUGGAGGCGGAUCUGGAAUGGGAGGCGGUUCAUCCGGAAUGGGAGGCGGUUCUUCCGGAUUCGGAGGCGGAUCUGGAAUGGGAGGCGGUUCAUCCGGAAUGGGAGGCGGUUCUUCCGGAUUCGGAGGCGGAUCCGGAAUGGGAGGCGGUUCAUCCGGAUUCGGAGGCGGUUCAUACGGAAUGGGAGGCGGUUCAUCCGGAUUCGAGGGCGAGGAGGUUCAUCCGGAUUCGGAGGCGGUUCUUCGGGAUUUGGAGGAUUAUCAGGAGGAGGAGGAGGAGGAGGAGGAGGAGGAGGAGGGGGUACAGGAAGUUCGUCAUCGAUGCGGUCAGGAGGCUUUGGUGGUAGUGAUUUUGGCAGUUCCUUAUCAAGCCUGUUCCGAAGCGGUGGAUCCGGUGGAAGCGGAGGAGAAUCAAGUCAAACGGGCUCCACCUCUGGAAGCUCGCAAACGGGAGGAGGCUCCAGCAGCAAUUUGUUUUCUGGCGGUGGUGGAGACAGCGGCGGCUUUUUCGGGGGCGGCUCCGGCGGCUUCGGUCAAGGUAGCGGUGGUGGGUCAAGCAGUUCGUUCGGCAGAAACAGAUAUGGAUCAGGUUUCGGCGGAGGGAGCUCGCUGA
Molecule: messenger RNA, 1269 nt
Organism: Ixodes scapularis (black-legged tick)
Lineage: Eukaryota; Metazoa; Arthropoda; Arachnida; Ixodida; Ixodidae
Product: loricrin-like
Exons: 3
Coding region: 1-1269 (422 amino acids)
Source: RefSeq, a predicted model, not a curated record